Phyllopteryx taeniolatus (common seadragon) is the source of this 2700-nucleotide messenger RNA. RefSeq names its product abhydrolase domain containing 11 (gene abhd11). Gene Ontology annotation, cellular component: mitochondrion. The transcript has 6 exons. The record is from RefSeq and is a predicted model, not a curated record. NCBI's taxonomy places the organism in Eukaryota, Metazoa, Chordata, Actinopteri, Syngnathiformes, Syngnathidae. Bases 10 to 936 code for a protein of 308 amino acids.
GCCGCCGCCAUGACCGCUCUGUGUCGCCUGGUUCACAGGACGCUCCUUGUUCUUCCUCCGGGCGGACGCCGGACGUCGUGUCGCGCGCCGACCGGACGAAGGGACGCGAGCGCGGCCAGCUCGUCCGGCACCAGCUUGGUCAACCUGACGUACGACGUGUUUGACGGGAAGGGAGAAAGCAGCACGCCGCUGGUGUUCCUGCACGGAUUGUUUGGAAGCAAAUCAAACUUUCACUCCAUCGCCAAGUCGCUGGUGCAGCGGACCGGUCGAAAGGUGCUGACCAUUGAUGCUCGUAACCACGGCAACAGCCCCCACAACCCCCAGCUGACGUACGAGGCCAUGAGCAGUGACCUGUCGCACCUUCUCGCUCAGCUGCGCAUCGACAAGUGCGUCCUGAUCGGACACAGCAUGGGCGGCAAGACGGCCAUGACCGCCGCCCUCACGCAGCCGGCGCUGGUGGAGCGGCUGGUGGUGGUCGACAUCAGUCCGGCUCAGAGCAACACCAGAACCAACUUCCACGCUUACAUCCGUGCCAUGCAGGACGUGCAGAUCCCCGGCGACCUGCCGCGUUCCACCGCCAGACGUAUGGCCGAAGACCAGCUGCGACGCCAAGUGAAGGAGCACUCGGUGCGUCAGUUCCUACUCACAAACCUGGUGGAGCACAACGGUCGUUACGCCUGGAGGGUUAACCUGGACGCCAUCUCGGCUCAUCUUGAUGACAUCAUGAGCUUCCCGAGCUUUGACUCUGCAUAUCAGGGCCCCGCGCUCUUCCUGGGCGGAGCCAGUUCAGCGUACAUCAGCUCUGAAGAUUACCCGGAAAUCGAGAGGCUGUUCCCAUGCGCCGACAUCCAGUACAUUCCUGACGCCAGCCACUGGAUCCACGCUGACAAACCUCUGGACUUCAUCAGCUCCAUCAUCUCCUUCCUACAGUCCUAACCUCACUUCCUCCGCCCGCCCGCCAUGAGGUGAGGACUCUGCGAGAACGACCGACGACAGAAGUCAACGUCUUGCUGCUUGUAUCACGGAAAUCGUCUCCAAUACGGUACGGUACUGGAUGCUAACACGCUCGUAUUACUGUUACACUCGCGCAUACAUCGAAGCCCCGUUUAUUGUGAGGGAUCUGGGCCAGAUGCACCCGCAAAGGUAUUCCUUUGCACCUGUUGUCCCUUUUUCGCCGACAAGAAAUGGGAGACUCGUAUUGUAUAACAUCACUUUGAGGAAAGGAAAACACGAAAACUCUCUGGCGUGCGCCGGUCUCCGAAUAGGAGCGCGAGUGUGCUUCCUUUGAGCCGUUCGGUGCUCUAGGUUUACCGGAAAACAAAAAAACAGCUAAACAUUGUAUAUUUAAACACAAAUCUGUUCAAACUCGGGCUGCUGCUGUUGAUUAUUGUUUUGAUUAAUCCGAUUUUUAAACAAAUUAUUACUUUCCAUCACUUUAUUCAAAUUGACGGGGCAGCUAACGCACAAACAUGGAUUAUGAUGCAGUUGUUUCUGUCAGUAAAAACGUUGAUCAUUGUAAAAGCAGAUGUUUGCCAAGAUAUUCGAAAAUGAGCAUAGCUAUCAUGCUAAUCCUCCAACCCUAACCCACAUACAGUAGAGCAGCAACACGCACUCGCAGGCCUAUAUUCCCCCUGCGACGUGAGAAGAACGAAUAUUCCAACCCGAAACGCGCUACUGCAUUACGCUCUUCCUGCUGUUAAUUGGGCUGCGUAGAGCUCAGUGCUGCCCGCAAUGUUGCGGCACAAUGUGUUAAGCACUACACUGAAUUUGGGACUUGGUAGAAAAUAUUUCAAAAACAGUAACAUCUGCAAUGUAGCGAAGGGUGCGAACGAUGGUAUGUGAUAAUGGUGGAGAACACAGCCACUUUUAUAGAAAUAUCUCAAACUAUAACAUCGCUGCAUACACAAGCAUUUUAACAGCAGGUACUCGAGGGUCGUGGUGUCCGAUAUGAAAUACUACAAUAUGUUAAGGACUGUGGUGUCACUCAGAUGUUUGAUGGACCAAAGCCGCAGCAGCUGCUGCGUCUUCCGCUUACAGUCCUCUGGCGUUCCCAUCCAAACGCGCACAUCGUUGUCGUCGUCACUCGCCACCGUGACGAUGCGCGUGUCACUGAGUCAUUGUGUUCUUCCCCGACUCUCAAAGGUCUUGAUUCCUGUGACGUGUCGUGACGUAUUUAUGAGCUGAUGAUCACAGCAAAUUAUUACUUGCAACCGCAACUUUAUACGACGUGGAGUGCGCGUUGUAAUCAGCGCUUCUGUGCCAAUUUGAUUGGCAGCUGGCUUGCACGUCAGUUUAAAGAGCGGCCACAAGGGGGCAGACAUGCCCGCGGCUUCUCUUGGAAACAAGUUCGUCCGACUAUAUUUAAAGGGACAGGCUUUCAGUUCGGCCACAAUAUGGGAGAGUUUCGUGCAUGCUUGUGUCCCUCAGUUCAAAUGGAUUGAUGUGUCUGUACACAUCUAUUCUCAAUGUGAACAUAAUAUAUUGUAUAAUCAUCAUCAUCAUAUAAUAAUGUGGUAAAGAUGAGGGGUGAGUGAAUGUGGCGGCUGGCAUUAUUUAUAAAGUCAUAACCAAAGCAAACACAGAUUCGAGAGAGAGAGAGAAGGUAACUUUGUCAUCCUCAUGUUGUUGUAAACGGGAAAUUGUUCGUGUUGCUUAUUAUCCCCCUGUAAUAAAAUCAAAUUGUAUACAUUUGUCGGUAAA